Molecule: messenger RNA, 2175 nt
Organism: Colletotrichum truncatum
Lineage: Eukaryota; Fungi; Ascomycota; Sordariomycetes; Glomerellales; Glomerellaceae
Source: RefSeq, a predicted model, not a curated record
AUGGCAAGUGACGAGACAUCUGAACGUGUCUUGGGAGAGAUCAAGGCGGAACUGGCGGUCACGCCUUAUCGUUUCACCUCUGCCCAUCUCCUGACAGGAGGCACUGCUAAUUUCAUCUACCAAGCCAAAUUGGAGCAACCCCUGCCCAAUGGAACCAUCGAAGUAGCAAUUAAACACGGCGAAGGCUUUGUCCGCCAAAGCCCGAACUUCAAACUUACCACGUCCCGUUGCCGUGUCGAGGAGUCAUGUCUGAAAUAUCUUGAAUCCUUUCCACCGCACAUUGGUUCUAAAGUCUCCGUUGGCACGCCGAAGUUGUUCUACUUCAACGAAAAAACCAACACACAAGUCCAAGAGUAUCAGCCAGAUCCACUCAGCCUCAAGCUCUACGCUUUGAAAUUCUAUCAUUCUGCAAGCUCUGAAGAGACAAAGGACCAAUGUCUAGAGAUUGGGUACGGAGUCGGCAAGUGGCUCCGGGAAUUCCAUAGCUGGAGCAAUUCACCGGACCAGGUGAAGUUACGUGAAAUUGCUGCGGCGAACAAGGAUUUGCAAUCCAUCAAGCACUGGCUGAACUACCAGCAGCUCCCUAGUGCUAUCGAGCGUCAUCCAUCAGUGUUUGGACACAUUCGGCUCUUUGUUGUGGACUGGGAGAUGUUCCAACUCGCCUUAGCACCCUUUGACCUUGGCCAGAUGAUCGCAGAACUCUAUGAACUGAAGUUGUUCAAGGAUAUAGAUGCUGGCCUGUGGCUCAUCCAGGGAUUCGUAAAGGGAUAUGGCGCUGUGGAUGAUGACUUUGCCUUCAAAACUCUACUUCAAGUGGGCGUCCACCUCGUCAGUAUUGGCACGACAGUCCAGGGAUGGGGAACUGCGGAGCAGGUCGAGAGUGUGGCUAUUGCGGGAAAAGAUAUACUGCUGAAUGCAUGCGCGCUGUUCCAUGUCCGGAAGCAGCGAAACACGUCCCUGCCGGAGAUGCGAGACACCGACCGUUCUGACCGUGAGAAAAGAUCCGCUAUGCGUGUAAGCCAUUAUAUGAAGUAUUUUCAGGUGCAAAAGUUCAAGGUUAAUCACUUCAUUAGGACCUGUUAUGAGCGGCACAUUUCUCAGCGGGUAAUCAAGUCCCUCAGCAAGCCGUACAAAGAGGCCAAGGACAGGUUGGGAAACACGUCAAAUGCGAAAGCAAAGUACCUGGUUGGCCUCUCUUUUGGUCACUCGUCGGCAGCCAUAGUUCAGAUCCUGGAUAAAAACCUUCACGGCCUCCGCGAGAAGAACCUGCGGCUCGCCUACGAGAUUCACGUCAUCCACAUCGAUACCGACUUGUCAGGUGCCUCCAGCGCGUCGGCAGGCUCACCAGCAAACCAGUUGCUGGACAAGUAUAAAAAUAGGUUUCCGAACUUAUCCAUGCAGUGUGUACCGUUAAGCGACGCCCUUGCACUGGAUACUAUAGAUUGGUCCGCCCUUCCAGCGCUGCAGCUAGAUCUUGAACCUGCGCAACAGGUCAAAGCUAUGCUUGAGGCAUUGCCAUCUGUUACGUCUAGAGUGGAUAUUCUGAGGUUGCUUGUGCGACAUCUUCUUCUGGCGCUUGCUUUAAAGAACGAAUGUCAUGCGCUGCUGCUGGGCUGCACGACAACCGCUCUGGCAGAGUUGACACUUGCGGAGACGGCGAAAGGGAGAGGGUUCGCUGUGCCAUGGCAGGUCAAUGAUGGCCCGGUUCCUAUCACAAUAUUCCCGCGGUCAGGUGAAAAACUCGAGGGCCAGGCUGCCAGCGGGGCGCAAAAGGCUUCAGUCCCGGUCUAUUAUCUUUUAAGGGACGUCUUCAAACGUGAGGUCACAACAUAUACCGGAUUAGUUACGCCACCUAUGAGAGAUCUGGUCCAAGACGCGGGGCCCAGAAGCAGCACUAUCGUGUCGCAUAGGGAACUCAGUAUCGAAGACGUCAUGGCUCGGUAUUUCGAGGAAGUGGAAGAGAGCUACCCCUCUGUCGUAGCCAACGUUGUUCGCACCAGCGGCAAGCUUAUGCGAGUUAACGACGGUGACGCUUGUGCAGUUUGCAGCAUGGAUAUUGACGAGCAAGGUGGAGCGAGAUGGAAGGGAGAGAUUGGCGAAGAUCCUGAUGAUGGAAAGCGCAAGGAGAAUACAGGGCGGCUAUGUUACGGGUGCGAACGGUCUAUAUAUGGAUAG